AUUGACGCUCAGGCUCUCCGUGACCUCUCCUUAUGGAGCUGCAAGCAGACGAUUCCGCGACUUUUCUCAGCGAAAAAUGACGGACGCGCCCAGUGUUGCCGGAGCAACAAGCGUUACGAAUAUCUCCUAUUCCGGUGCUCUCCUUAUGAAAAAUUAAUGUGGCGGUGUGCUCCUGGAGAAACAUAAUGAAAACGUUAUGAAGCGCCGUAAAUGCGUUCGUGUAUUCGCUGGAGAGCGAUGGCCUUUUAAAGUGUUGAAAUCAACCAGAUGAAAACAAUUGCUGAAAGAGCAUUUCAACUUGUAAGAGUGCGUAUCACAUGACUGACUUCAACUCUCUGUGUCUUUCCUCUCUGCAGGUCCUGGGAACAAUUGAAUUAUGGACGAAGAAUCGUGUCGCUUCGUUGAAGGCGUGUGGAUGCACAACUUCUUUCGGGACGACGCCAUCCGCUCUGCCAUCAAUUACAAGCCUCGGGAAGGGGACAUCAUUGUCGUAACGUACCCGAAAUGCGGCACAAACUGGAUGGUGUUUAUCGUUUACAGCAUACUCAUGCGUGGCAAACAACCUUCGGACACUGUCGAAUACUAUCGCAUGUGUCCGUUUAUCGACGUGAUUGGAACUGCACUUGCUGAGCACCCUUCCAGGACAGGACCAAUAUUUACCCACCUUCCAAUGAGUGUUUUCCCACCAAUGGGAAACGCGAAGUACGUAUAUGUCGCCAGAAAUCCCUACGACUGUGCCGUGUCCUUCUACCAUUUCCUGAAAGGAUAUACACCUAAAUCCUUCGCGGACGUGUCCUUCGAAAGAUUUCUUACACUUUUCUUGUCCGGCAAGACAAUCACAUCACACUUCUUUUGUGGUGCGCAGGUCACGUACGGUGACUACUUUGACCAUCUAUUGCCCUGGUACGAGCGAAGAAAUGACGCCAACGUCCUUUUUCUUACCUACGAGGAACUGAAGGCGGACACUAAAGGUCAAGUUCUCAAAAUUGCCGACUUCCUCGGUAAACAGUACGCUGCCCCUCUGCGUGAAGACAACAGUGUUCUUCAAGACGUGCUGAACGCCUGCAGUGUGGAAAAUAUGAAGGCUUCUUCAAAGAAAAUCCGAUGGAAACGGCCAUGAAAAUAGCGGCAAUACCAUCGCAGAAGUCGGCUUGCGCAGAAUUGUUGAAGAACCUGCCAACGGAGAGAGUCGCAAUGCACGAAAGCGCUAAGGUUGUGCGUAAGGGUACUGUAGGUGACUGG
Molecule: messenger RNA, 1242 nt
Organism: Rhipicephalus sanguineus (brown dog tick)
Lineage: Eukaryota; Metazoa; Arthropoda; Arachnida; Ixodida; Ixodidae
Product: sulfotransferase ssu-1-like
Exons: 2
Coding region: 377-1120 (247 amino acids)
Biological process (GO): sulfation
Cellular component (GO): cytoplasm
Molecular function (GO): sulfotransferase activity
Source: RefSeq, a predicted model, not a curated record